CUCGCAGAGCUCGGGUCUUGGAGGCUCCCGGCUCCCGGACACUGACUCCGGCCGUCGUCGUCGCGGCGGCCCGCCGUUCCCGAGCUCCGAGCGGCCGAGGUCACCAUGAGUCCGGGGUUCCGCCGGGCCGUCGCCGGGCAGGGGGCGGCGGCCGCCGUGCAAUUGCUGAUCGCCCUGAGCUUCCUCCCAAGUCUCGUCAAGACCCAGGUGACUGGAGUUCUGGAUGAUUGCUUGUGUGACAUUGACAGCAUUGAUAACUUCAACAACUACAAAAUCUUCCCCAAAUUAAAAAAGUUACAAGAACGAGGCUAUUUUCGUUAUUACAAGGUUAAUCUGAAGCGACCGUGUCCUUUCUGGGCAGAAGAUGGCCACUGCUCAAUAAAAGACUGUCACGUGGAGCCCUGUCCAGAGAGUAAAAUUCCAGUUGGAAUUAAAGCUGGGCAUUCAAAUAAGUACUUGCAAGCGGCAAACAAUACCAAAGAAUUGGAAGACUGUGAGCAGGCUAACAAGCUGGGCGCCAUCAAUAGUACAUUAAGUAACGAAAGCAAAGAAGCAUUCAUUGACUGGGCAAGAUAUGAUGAUUCACAGGAUCACUUUUGUGAACUUGAUGAUGAACGCUCUCCUGCUGCACAGUAUGUGGACCUGCUGCUGAACCCAGAGCGGUACACCGGCUACAAGGGCUCCUCGGCAUGGAGAGUGUGGAACAGCAUCUAUGAAGAAAACUGCUUCAAGCCUCGAUCUGUGUAUCGUCCUUUAAAUCCUCUGGCACCCAGCCGAGGGGAAGAUGAUGGAGAAUCAUUCUAUACAUGGCUAGAAGGUUUGUGUCUUGAGAAAAGAGUCUUCUAUAAGCUGAUAUCAGGACUUCAUGCCAGCAUCAAUUUACAUCUGUGUGCAAAUUAUCUUCUGGAAGAAACAUGGGGUAAACCUAGUUGGGGACCUAACAUCAAAGAAUUUCAGCGCCGCUUUGACCCUGUGGAGACAAAGGGGGAGGGUCCAAGAAGGCUGAAGAAUCUGUACUUUUUAUACUUGAUUGAGCUUCGUGCUUUGUCAAAGGUGGCCCCUUAUUUUGAGCGCUCAAUUGUUGAUCUUUACACUGGCAACUUGGAAGAAGAUGCCGACACCAAGACCCUCCUGCUCAGCAUCUUUCAGGACACAAAGUCCUUUCCCAUGCACUUUGAUGAGAAAUCCAUGUUUGCAGGUGACAAAAAGGGGGCCAAGUCAUUAAAGGAGGAGUUCCGGUUACAUUUCAAGAACAUCUCCCGCAUCAUGGACUGUGUUGGAUGUGAUAAAUGCAGAUUAUGGGGGAAAUUGCAGACUCAGGGUUUAGGAACUGCCUUGAAGAUACUAUUCUCUGAAAAAGAAAUCCAGAAGCUUCCGGAGAACAGUCCAUCUAAAGGCUUCCAGCUUACUCGGCAGGAAAUAGUUGCUCUUUUAAAUGCUUUUGGAAGGCUUUCUACAAGCAUAAGAGAAUUGCAGAACUUUAAAGCAUUAUUGCAGCACAAGAGGUAAUGAAGACUUUUCUAUGUCUCCGUAGACAUAAUGGACUGUGUGAAGCCUUUUAGCCUUGGACAUUGAGCAGAGAGACUGUCUAAGACUUCAAGAAUUUUGAACUCUUAAAGAGAAAAUUCAAAUGUUCACUUGAAUAUUUAUGAUCCUUAAUAGAAUAUGAAUUAGAGAUAUUUAUAAAUGAAGUAUAUACUUUAAAAUUGUAAAUUAUACUAACCCCAUGUUUGUUUCACAUUGGUUUUGUUUGUAUUGUAUUACCCUUCAUUCCUAGUUGUCAAACUUUAAAUGACUGUGUCUAUCCUGAGAAGACUAUUCAGUCUGUUAUAGAAAAAUAACUAGGGAACCAGUGCUGCCUAGGGCUGGUCUCAGUGACAGAAAUUUGUCAAUGCUGUAGUUAGUGUUUCAGCUUUGCCUAACACUGUGUGUCAUCUUCUGUAAUACAGGGCUGUCACUAUAAUGAAUAGGCCUUUCAGUGACUAGUGAGAGAGGUUCUGGAUGACUUCCCAGGACUUCAACCAUUUUAAGAUGUUUAGUUGCUGUUGCUGCUUUGGUUUUGGCCUAAAGGGACCUGCCUUGGUAAAGGUGGGUAAGUGUCCUCCCAUGCUCACUUGGCCAGAUGUCCUGUGUACAACAGGCUGGCUCAAGAGUGGAGUGUCCUUUACCUAAAGCCUACAACUCCCCUUCUGCUGACUUCUCUCUUUGUUCCUCUCCUAAUUAUAAACAUUUUCAGUUAUUUUAUGAAAA
Phodopus roborovskii (desert hamster) is the source of this 2250-nucleotide messenger RNA. It is a transcript of the gene Ero1b, whose product is annotated as endoplasmic reticulum oxidoreductase 1 beta. The transcript has 16 exons. Gene Ontology annotation, cellular component: endoplasmic reticulum; endoplasmic reticulum membrane. The coding region runs from base 106 to 1509 and encodes 467 amino acids. Gene Ontology annotation, biological process: protein folding in endoplasmic reticulum. The record is from RefSeq and is a predicted model, not a curated record. Lineage: Eukaryota; Metazoa; Chordata; Mammalia; Rodentia; Cricetidae. Gene Ontology annotation, molecular function: thiol oxidase activity; protein-disulfide reductase activity; FAD binding.